AAAUCAAGUUUGUUUUGUGAGUAAUUUAUAAGCCCCUUGCUCAAUUUUGCAAAUUCCCUUCCUGCCCUACUUGUGUGGGUAGGGUCGUACUAGGCUAGUUUGAAUUGAAAUAUAGUGUGGCAAUAGAGAAAGAAGUUGUUUUCAUGCAGAUCGACUCCUGAUAUAAAGCAGUUGAAGAUUCGCCAUCCCAAAUUCCAUAGCAAUCAAUGAAAUACCCGGCGGAUUCAGUGGAAGCGGGGCGGUCAACGGCGGCGGGGCUCCGGAAGAAGGGCGCGUGGGUUCGGGCGUGGCUGGUGGUGGACUCAUCGGGGCAGGCGGAGGUGGUGGAGGCCGGGAAGCACGCCAUCAUGCAGCGGACGGGUCUCCCGGCCCGAGAUCUCCGGAUGCUGGACCCGGCCCUCUCCUACCCGUCCACCGUUUUGGGGCGAGAGCGGGCCAUCGUCGUCAAUUUGGAAAACAUCAGGUCCAUCAUAACCUCUCACGAGAUGAUUUUCCAGAAUUCCAAAGACCCUCUGCUCACCCCUUUCGUUCACAAGAUUCAAGGAGUCUUUCGCCAUCGCCAAGCUGUCGUCUUCAGCCAGGAAUGUGGAGAGGUUGGCAAGAAAGAAGUGUGGACAGAUUUUUACAGCUCAAAUGAGCCACAAUCAAUGGCAGAUGGUGGUGAUCAAAUCUACAGUAGUGGACGUUUCCAACAAAGUAAAAAAGAAGAAGAGGGGAAUGCAGAACAAGUUGGAGAGACCUUGAAGAUUCUCCCAUUCGAGUUCGUUGCUCUCGAGGCAUGCCUUGAGGCUACUUGUACUAGCUUGGAUGAUGAAGCAACCAGACUGGAGCAAGAAGCUCAUCCAGCAUUGGAUAAGCUCACUUCCAAGAUUAGCACUCUCAAUCUAGACCGAGUGCGACAUAUAAAGAGUCGUUUGGUUGCAAUAACCGGGCGUGUGCAGAAGGUGAGGGAUGAGUUGGAGCAUUUGCUUGAUGACGACGAAGAUAUGGCAGAGAUGUAUUUGACAGAGAAGUUAGAGGAGCAGCAGCAGUUUGAGAAUUCUUCUAUGAAAGAGCAAGACAUGGUAGAUGAGGAAGAGGAUCGGGCCAAUUUUGAGACGACGAUGGGACUUGAUGCAGACGAGCAGAGUAUGCAAAGUUCCAGCAUCAAGGAUCUCGACGUGGAGGAGCUUGAGAUGAUUCUAGAAGCAUAUUUUGUCCAGAUCGAAGGCACGCUGAACAAGCUAUCUGCUCUGCGAGAGUAUGUGGAUGACACAGAAGACUACAUAAACAUCAUGCUGGACGACAAGCAGAACCAUCUCCUGCAGAUGGGGGUGGUGCUCACCACAGCGACACUGGUGGUGGGCGCGUUUGUGGCCUUGACCGGAGUGUUCGGCAUGAACAUUGGCAUCGAGCUGUUUGACGAGCAGAAAUACAGGAUGUCCGAUUGGCUCUGGACCGCUGGUGGGGGCACCAUCGCCUCCGUUGUCUGCUAUAUAGCUGCAAUUGCCUGGUGCAGAUACAAACGCCUCUUGGAAUGAAGAGAAGUUAAGGUUGUUAGUUUGUUUUAACUGCUGCAGUAGGAGAAGAAGAAGAAUUAGGUAAAUCUUGCUUGCUUUGAGCAUAAACCAGUGUUGAUCAAUGAUCAUAGUUUGAUACUGUUGAUCCUAGCUAGGUUCUUAGUUAUGAGUUGUUUGCUUCAACAUUUUCUUUUAUGAGAAAAAUUGACUGAAGUUUUGGCAAUGUAUUUAACAGAUCUUAUGAAAGAGGGGUUAAAUCGGUUGUGAAUGGUUCUUUUGAUUUAAAUAAACUAAUAUUUGCACCAA
Salvia miltiorrhiza (redroot sage) is the source of this 1805-nucleotide messenger RNA. RefSeq names its product magnesium transporter MRS2-3-like. Lineage: Eukaryota; Viridiplantae; Streptophyta; Magnoliopsida; Lamiales; Lamiaceae. The coding region runs from base 207 to 1520 and encodes 437 amino acids. The record is from RefSeq and is a predicted model, not a curated record. Gene Ontology annotation, molecular function: magnesium ion transmembrane transporter activity. The transcript is spliced from 6 exons. Gene Ontology annotation, biological process: magnesium ion transport.